This is a messenger RNA of Alosa alosa (allis shad), 5568 nucleotides long. RefSeq names its product thrombospondin, type I, domain containing 7Ba (gene thsd7ba). Gene Ontology annotation, cellular component: plasma membrane. The record is from RefSeq and is a predicted model, not a curated record. NCBI's taxonomy places the organism in Eukaryota, Metazoa, Chordata, Actinopteri, Clupeiformes, Clupeidae. Gene Ontology annotation, biological process: actin cytoskeleton organization.
GCGCUGGGCUGUCACAUCGGCAGCUGCUGUCCUCUCCCUCUCCCUCGCCUCACGCUGCGCUCGCCCUAUCUGUCCCUCUCCCUCUCUCUCGUCUGCUCCUGCUCGCUGUAUCUCCCUCCCGCACAAACGCGCACACUCGCACAGAGAGAGCAGCGGUCCAAGGCAACCACAUCACAUCAGCCUCAUUGGGUCUGGGACCAUUCCCAGCGCAAUUUUCUCACGGAGGAUACCUGAUCCAGCCUUCGCCGACAGGGUUAUCGGUGUCCUUUCGCCGGUGAUGGUGUGACAGGCACAUCCUUCACGCCCCAAACUUCCCGAGGGGGAGUCACAGAGGAUUAGCUGCUGGAUGAUGCGUCAGGAGAAAGACAAGGUUCUGUUUAUCUGCUGUCCACGUGUCACCCCGAGCAACUGAGAAGGCCCAAACUGUCAGCACCAGCAACGGCACCACCGGCCCGGUGACUGCUCCACUGCCUGUCAGCGCUAAGUGAUGACUCUCAGCCUACCCCUUUAGGAAUAAGAAAAGGACAAGGCAGUCAAGUGGCUGGACUAUGAUUCUAAAAGAUGACACUGGUGUCGUUGGUUGGACAUGGCGUGUUGGGAACUACCUGCUGCUCUUCUUGUCUCUCACCAUAGUUCAAGUGCAUUCAGACCUGGAGUUUACAAAGGAUAAACACUAUUCAUGGAAAACAGGCCAGUGGGGGAGAUGUAUGGGCGUGGAGUGUGGCUCUGGCGGAGUUCAGACGAGGACGGUGUGGUGCGUCCACAGCGAGGGCUGGACCACGCACCAUUCCAACUGCCGGCACGGCGACCGGCCCGAGGGCCAGCGCCACUGCUUUAAAGUUUGCGAGUGGCACCAGGACCUCUUCGAAUGGGAGGUGUCGGAAUGGGGGCCGUGCGUCCUCGUUCCCUUCCUCUCCAACGAGCUGCGCCUGCGCGCCGUCUCCUGCAUCACGGCGCAGCACGGCAUCCAGCGGCGCCGCGUCCAGUGCGUACGCACGUCCAACCGCACCGUGGUGACGGAGCGCAUCUGCGAUUUCUUCUCCCACCGGCCGGCGCUGGAGCAGGCCUGCCUCAUCCCCUGCCCGCACGACUGCGUGGUGUCCGACUUCUCCGCCUGGUCCGGCUGCAGCAAGACCUGCGGCGUGGGGCUGCAGCACCAGACUCGCGUGGUCCUGGCCACGCCCAUGUACGGCGGGACCAACUGCCCCAACCUCACCCAAACGCGGACCUGCUCCAACCCUGUCCCUUGCCCCACGGGCGAGAAUGAGUACGAGUACAGCCUUAAGGUGGGGCCAUGGAGUGAAUGCCGGCCGCCGCAGCACAAGGGCCUCUGGCUCAGUGGCCGCACCAUGCUGGACUUCAGCGUCCCUUCGGGCUCUGAGAAGGAGAAGAAUGCGGUCAAGCGUCACAUCCAGACUGCCCUGCACCACCACCACCAACACCACCGCCACCACCACAACCCCAAAGCCUGGGACCUGGAGAUCGGCUACCAGACAAGGCAGGUCCGCUGCACCCGGAGCGACGGCAGAAACGCCAUGCUAAGUCUUUGUACACAAGACAACAGCCCUGGGACAUUUCAGUCAUGCAUAAUGCCCAAAGAUUGUGAGACGUCUGACUGGUCCCCUUGGAGCCCUUGUUCAAAAACUUGUCGGGCAUUGGACCUCUCGCCCGGCUACAGGUUUAGGACUCGCAGCAGGAUCCAAGCCCCUAUCGGCGGGGGCAAAGAGUGUCUGGCCCUCGAAGAAAAAGAAGCCUGUAACAUCAUUGGAGAUUUACUUCCUCAUUGUCCCAGGUAUGUUUGGAAAAGCACAGACUGGGGAGACUGCCGAGUCGCCCCGCUCCUGAGCCAGCAGGACAGACGGUUGCACAACGUCAGCAUUCUCUGUGGGGGAGGCGUCCAGACCAGGGAGACCUACUGCAUCCAGGUCCCGGACGACUUUGUCCCACUGCACAGGAAAGAGGUGUCACGACCAGUGAGCAGGAAGCUGUGUGCCGGAGACUUGCCUGCAGCUGUGCAGCCCUGCUCCAUCCCUUGCCCCAAGCAGUGCUCCCUUUCUGCCUGGUCAUCCUGGGGGCCCUGCGUACAUGACAACUGCAUGGAGCCUCAGGGAAAAAAAGGCUUCAGGCAGCGCAGCAGGCAGGUGUUGGCUGAGGCAGGCAGUGAGUCGGACGGCUGCCCGCACCUCUUGGAGUCCAUGCCCUGCGAGGACCCUGUGUGCUUCCAGUGGUGCGUGACCUCCGAGGGCGUCUGCAUCCCCACCGAGGGAGCCUGUGGCCCGGGCGUCGCCAACCAGACCGUCGUCUGCGUCAGCACUGAGGGCAGGCGCGUACCUGGGGAGCUGUGCUCCGACGAGCCCCCGCCUGCCCAGGUGGCCUGCGAGGGGGCCUGCGCCGGCGGCUGCGUGGUGGACUCCUGGUCGCCAUGGUCCCUGUGCUCCCACUCCUGCUCGUCCAAAACCGCCGAGGGCAGGCAGAGUCGCACGCGCACCAUCCUGGCGCUGCCCGGCGAAGGUGGGAAAGCGUGUCCGGCCGCCACUGCCUUGGAGGAGUGGAGGUCAUGCAAUGACCAUCCAUGCAUCGUGUUCUACUGGGAGGCCUCGCCCUGGGAGCCCUGUGUCGAGGACCCGUCAGCCGGCGCCAACGGAACCAGCACCAGCCAGUGGAACGGCACCGCCUCGUGUGCCACAGCGGGGACCCAGACACGCACGGUCACCUGCAUGAAAAUGAACGUGGGACCAGUGAUCCCUAAGAGGUGUCCAGACUCUGCCCGUCCCGACACUGUCCAGCCCUGUCUGCUACCCUGUAAGACGGACUGCAGGGUGACUCCCUUCAGUGAAUGGACAGCCUGUCCUUCAACUUGUCUGCCAGUCAAUGCUAGCAUACCUACACAGUCACGAUACAGGACCACAAUCCAGAGGUCAGCCAAUGGUGGACAAGAGUGUCCUGACACUCUGUAUGAAGAGAGGGAAUGCGAGGCUCUGCCUGUUUGUCCAUCCUUCAGAUGGAGGACGCAUAAGUGGCACCCUUGUACUCUGGUACCAGAUGCUGUCAGACAGGGGAUAACAGGACCAGGAGAAGCAUGCGGGAAAGGGCUUGAAGUGCGAGGGGUGAGCUGUGUGGGUGAGGACGAGGAGCCGGCGGCCAUCGGCGACUGCCUGCUCUGGGCCGGCGCCAUGCCCCAGCGCUUCAGGCCCUGCUGGGAGCCCUGCAAGGACGACUGUGCCUUCAGCGCCUGGUCCAAGUUCUCCGAGUGCACGGGCUGCGGUGGCAUGCGCAGCCGUAAGCGCUCCCUCACCGGCCGGAGUAGGAAGAGGCCCCGCUGCCAGAGAGAGGACCUCUACCCGCUGGCCGAGACCGAGGAGUGCCCCUGCGACGCCCUCUUGUCGCAGCCCUACGGCAAUUGGUCGUCCUGCAUCCUGCCGGAGAUGGCGACAGCCGGCUCCCGUCACGGCUGGCAGGCCCGCCGCGACGCCAAGGAGUGUGGCCAGGGCCUCCGCUUCCGAGCCGUGGCCUGCAUGGAUCAGAGCGACCACCUGGUCAGCCCGGAUCUGUGCAGCGAGUCAGGCUUCGUGGAGGAGGUGUGCCACAUCCCGUGCCCGCUGGACUGCAAGCUCAGCGACUGGUCGCCCUGGUCCCCCUGCAGCACCUCCUGCGGCAGCGGGCUGAAGGUCAGGUCCAAGUGGCUACGGGAGAAGCCCUUCAACGGCGGCCGGCCUUGCCCCAAGCUGGACCUGAAGAAUCAGGCUCAGGUGUAUGAGGCUGUGCCGUGUCACAGCGAGUGCAGUGACUACGUGUGGAUCACCGAGGCCUGGUCAGUCUGCACCAUCAACGCCGUGGACGAGCUCCCAGCCUGCGGAGAGGGGGUGCAAAGCCGCAAGAUCAGAUGUGUGGAGAGCGGGAGCGAAGGCUACGGCACCAGCGUGAACGACACCCUGUGCGAUGCGGAGGAGAUGCCCUUCCGAGCGCGGACCUGCAUCCUGCCCUGCGCGGGCGAAUGCGUGAUGUCACACUGGGGCCCGUGGAGCGAGUGCCCCACGCCAUGUGACCAGGACACAAUGAGGAAGAGGACGAGGCACAUACUUCGUCCUCCUGUGUCCGACCAGACAUGCCCGGAGGAUGAGCAGACCGAGCCAUGUGUCCUCAAUGCCACAUGUUUCACCUACCAAUACAACGUCUCAAACUGGAGUACAUGUCAGCUGAGUGAGAAUGCCGUCUGUGGCAAAGGCACCAGGACCCGCUUCCAAGACUGCGUCCGCAGCGACGGGAAGACAGUGGAGCUGAGUGUGUGCGAGGAGCGAGGCCUGGAGAAUGAGUGGGAACUGAUUGCCAGCUGUGUCAUCGACUGCCCCAUCAACUGCAUCCUGUCAGAGUGGUCAGCCUGGACAGAGUGCUCGCACACGUGCGGGAACCAGGGUCAGAUGGUGCGAGCACGGAGCGUGCUCCAGCCGGCCCAUGAGGAGGGUCGUCCCUGCCCCUCCCAGCUCUCCCAGACCAAGCCCUGCCCCAUCAGGCCCUGCUACACCUGGCACCUUGGCGAGUGGUCUCCCUGCCGCGUGGAGGGUGCCGAGUGCGGAGAGGGCCUCCGGGUGAGGAACCUUUCCUGCAUGGUGCACUGGGGAGAAUGGCUGGACGCCUCCUCGCCCAAGCCGGUGGAGGACGAGAGGUGCGGCGACCGGCUGAGCAAAGAGAGCGAGCAGGAGCUGCAGCUGCCCUGCUUCGUGCCCUGCCCAGGUGACUGCCAUCUGACGGAGUGGUCCUCGUGGAGCUCAUGUCAGCUGACCUGCCUGGAGGGCCGGAGCUUCGAGACGGUCGGCCGGCAGGCGCGCUCCCGGGCCGUGGUCAUCCAGGUCCUGGAGAACCAGGAAAGCUGCCCACACCAGGUGUUUGAGACACGGCCCUGCAAAGGGGGAAAGUGCCACAGCUACGAGUGGAGGACCAGCGGAUGGAGAGACAAUGAGCGGUCGGUGUGGUGCCAGCGUUCCGACGGCGUCAAUGUCACAGGAGGGUGCUUCCCACAGAACCGGCCCACGACUGUGAGACACUGCCACCCCCCCUGCACCAAACCCUUCUCCCACUGCACACAGAGUGGCGUGUGCGGCUGCGAGAGGGGCUACACCGAGGUGAUGACCACUCACGGUUUCCUGGACUACUGCACCAAGACCCCGGGGGCCGACAACAAGAAGGCCGACGUCAAGACCAACUCGGGCCGACUGAAGCCCGGACCCUCGCAGAUCCAAGACUUCUUUGGCGAGUGGUCCCUGCGGCCGGUGGGACCAGAUGGAAGAAUCAAACUCUGGGUGUAUGGGGUGACCGCCGGUGGAUUCCUCCUCAUUUUGCUAAUCAUAUCAAUCUCCUUUUUGUUUUGCAGCCCCCCCAAACAGACUAAAAGCACUUGCCCACCACAGAAGCCUCUCACGCUUGCCUAUGACGGCGAUGUGGACAUGUGACCAGCGUGCCACCCUGAGCCCGGUCACCCCGCCAGAAGACAUGGUUUCAAACAUCACCUGUUCACACAGCCCCGCUGAGUCGCUAAGAACAGCAGGGAAAGAAAUGCUGAACAAGAUUCUU